AUGGCGACCUCUGAAGAAGGCAGCAACCCCGGCAGCAGAGCGACGCCUGGGCCCCUGGCGCAGCCGCAGGAGCUCGAGCCGAGGGUGGCCCGUAGACGCCUGUCCCAGGCCCGCCACCGGGCCACCCUGGCAGGGCUCUUCAGCAACCUCAGGAAAACCGUUUACUCCCACUCUGAUCUCACAGCCUCCAAGUGGCAGGUUUUGAAUAAGGCGAAGACUCACAUUCAGGAACUGGAACAAACCUUGGAUAAUCUGUUGAAGCUGAAAGAAUCCUUCAGCCUGGAGGACGGGAAUGCAAACAGCCUAGAGGCAGUCAAGGAAGAAUAUGCCAGCAUGUACUCCAGAAAUCCCGGUCUGCUGUCAAAUGAACUUCAUCAGGAAGACUUUGACACCUGGUGUCCAAUAGAGGUAGUCGGGAAGGAUGCUGAGGAAGAAGAGGAGGAGGAGGACAAAGAAGAGGAAGAAGAGGUGGAGGAAGCAGAGGAGAAAAAAGUGGAGCUCUUACACUCCCCUGUCACCUUGUUGCCAGACCUCAUGGAAUUUGAACGGUAUCUCAACUUCUACAAACAGACGAUGGACCUUCUGAUCGGGAACGGGAUCGUCUCCUCACAGGAGGUGACACUCCCCAUCGUCUCUGCGGCCAUCUCCCACCUGUGGCAGAUCCUCUCUGAGGAGAGGAAGGCCGACCUCCUGCGGGCCUGGGCGCAGAAGCAUGGCGGCGUCGCGGGGACCUGCCAGGAGCCAGCCUGUGCCGAGGGCAGCAUGAAGGAUAGCGGAGUCGACAGCCAGGGGGCCAGCUGCUCGCUUGUCUCCACCCCGGAGGAGAUCCUUUUUGAAGAUGCCUUCGAUGUGGCAAGUUUCCUGGACAAAAGUGAGGCUCCCAGUACAUCUAGCUCCAGUUCCGUGCUGGCCGCCUACAACCCAGAAAAUCCAGAGGAGAAGUUUCAGCUCUACAUGCAGAUCAUCGAAUUUUUUAAAGGCCUUUGCUGUGUUAACACUCAGUUUAAACAGGAGCCAGAUCUUCCCGUUGAUGAUGAUUUGAUCAUGCUGAGGUGCAUGGAGACGUUUGACGAUGAAGAUCUGUGAUGUGGAAGGGUCGGGGGGCAGGGAGUGAAGGAGAGUGGGCAGUCUCCAGGUUUGAAUGCUGCAGCCAAGGCUGCACCUGCCUCAGCCUGGCAGGACGUUUUGGAGUUUGCUGUCCUGAAAGCAUUUUGAUGGUUGUAGUUUCUGAUUUGUUAUAAAAUAUUUAAGAGUAGUGUG
Vicugna pacos (alpaca) is the source of this 1260-nucleotide messenger RNA. It is a transcript of the gene STRA8, whose product is annotated as stimulated by retinoic acid 8. Gene Ontology annotation, molecular function: protein dimerization activity. The record is from RefSeq and is a predicted model, not a curated record. Gene Ontology annotation, cellular component: nucleus. Gene Ontology annotation, biological process: activation of meiosis; spermatogenesis; oogenesis. NCBI's taxonomy places the organism in Eukaryota, Metazoa, Chordata, Mammalia, Artiodactyla, Camelidae.